This is a messenger RNA of Vitis riparia (riverbank grape), 1298 nucleotides long. Its product is annotated as ADP-ribosylation factor-related protein 1-like. Gene Ontology annotation, molecular function: GTPase activity; GTP binding. Gene Ontology annotation, cellular component: Golgi apparatus. NCBI's taxonomy places the organism in Eukaryota, Viridiplantae, Streptophyta, Magnoliopsida, Vitales, Vitaceae. Gene Ontology annotation, biological process: Golgi to plasma membrane protein transport; protein localization to organelle; intracellular protein transport. The record is from RefSeq and is a predicted model, not a curated record. The transcript is spliced from 8 exons. Bases 501 to 1118 code for a protein of 205 amino acids.
CGGAUCUGAUUACCCAAAAAACCUUUAAGCCCAAAGAAAAAUGAAAAAGAAAGUUCUCACGUUUUUCACCCCGACGCCAACUCUCUCAACGAAACCCAAAACUCCAUUUGCUCGUCCCUCCCGGAACCCUAACCUCCGUCUCGUCUUUCUCUUCAUCUUGAAAACCCAAAUCCUUGAAAGCCUAACCUCAUUUGCGUAAAUAUCGUUUUGUGGAGUUCCAUUCUUUUCGUUGGGUUAAUCAAUGUCUUGGUGCAGUAUGUAAUCUGUUACUUUUUUUUCAAGAAUUUCAGAGGUAGCUUUCAGGAUUUAACAAGACACAGCCUGGAGGUUUCUAGAGUUACUAGUGAUUGUUGCUCACCUUUCAACCUUCCAUUGAAAAAACAUAACAAAGAGGAUUUGGAAAUGAUGAGCAUGAGAAGAAUGAAGUUGACAUCAGAAAAUCCUCUUUUUACACUUGAAGGUUAAAGGGAACAGAUAAUAAACAAGAUUACCAAGCAGACAUGUUCUCCUUGUUUUAUGGACUUUGGAAGUAUCUCUUCAGUAAGGCAGAGUUUCAUGUUCUUAUUCUUGGAAUUGACAAGGCUGGGAAAACAACUUUACUUGAGAAGUUGAAGGCUCUAUACUCGAACUUGGAAGGCCUCCCUCCUGAUCGAAUUCUUCCAACUGUGGGACUCAAUAUUGGUCGUGUUGAAUUGUCAAAUACAAAACUUGUGUUCUGGGACCUGGGAGGUCAGCCCGGUCUUCGUUCAAUUUGGGAGAAAUAUUAUGAAGAGGCACAUGCUGUGGUAUAUGUAAUUGAUGCUUCUUGCCCAUCACGUUUUGAAGAUUCAAAAUCAGCACUGGAAAAAAUUCUCCGGCAUGAGGAUUUGCAAGGAGCUCCUCUUUUAAUAUUAGCAAACAAGCAGGAUCUUGGUGAUGCUGCAUCCUCUGAAGAAAUAGCCCGGUACCUAGAUCUCAAAAAAUUGGAUGAAAGGGUUUACAUGGUUGAAGCUGUUUCAGCAUAUGACGGGAUGGGGAUUAAAGAGAGUGUAGACUGGCUGGUUAAGGUUAUGGAGAGAAGCAAGAGAACCGAAAUGUUGAGAGUUCGAGCAGGUGUGACGAGCCCAGCCACUGCUUAGAAAAUAGUAUAUAAACUCACUUGUGUCUUUCAGUGCUUCUGUAACUUGUACAGAUAACCGGAGCUUGAGCUUUCAUCUUGCAUGAUCAAAUUUUUUUCAUACAUCUUUGGCUAGUGUUGCUCCCUUGUUGGUAUUAAUUUAAUGUGAAAUUGCUUUUAAAUAAGGGAUUUCGGGUGAAAA